This is a messenger RNA of Jaminaea rosea, 869 nucleotides long. RefSeq names its product Profilin/allergen. Lineage: Eukaryota; Fungi; Basidiomycota; Exobasidiomycetes; Microstromatales. The coding region runs from base 21 to 401 and encodes 126 amino acids. Gene Ontology annotation, molecular function: actin monomer binding. The record is from RefSeq and is a predicted model, not a curated record. Gene Ontology annotation, cellular component: cell cortex. The transcript has 3 exons.
CUCAUCAGCUUACAGCAACAAUGUCGUGGCAGGGAUACAUUGACAACCAAUUGGUAGGCACCAAGUCUAUCACCCAGGCAGCCAUCCUCGGUAUCAAGGGAGGAGUCUGGGCAGCUUCCCCGGGAUUCACUGUAACACCGCAAGAACAGACUGCUCUCGUAAAGGGCUUCGACGAUCCCUCGCCGCUUCAAUCAGGUGGACUGCACGUUGCGGGCAAAAAGUACUUCUGCCUUCAGGCGAAUGACAGGAGCAUCUAUGGCAAGGCAGGGGCCGACGGCGUUGUCCUGGUCAAGACGAACCAAGCGGUUCUCGUAGGCCAAUACGCGUCGCCCAUCUUGCCAGGUGAGGCAACCAAGGUUGUGGAGCAGCUGGGUGACUACCUGCUCGGUGUGGGCUACUAGAUGUGUGCGCUAUUGGAUCCGAGUACAACCACUACCAAUCGAAGUCUGGGUCGCAAGGCGAUGCGUGGCGUGAGAGGGAUUGACGAGGUGGCUGUGCACGAUAGAUGCACUGAUUGACAAUCACCUGACCUAUGUCAGAAGAACGAGUUUCAAGCACCUCGAAGCAGGGCUCGCAAGCCGACAGGAUCUUGCGAAGGUAGUGAAAGGGAGAAUUGAUGCGAGAGGUAUCAAGAUGAGAGAUAGGUGACAAAUGGUGCACGAUGAGGACUUCCUGCCUCGACUAGAGCAUCUCCUCCUCGGACUCCGUUUCCUCGUCCUUACUGCAUCCACCAUCCCGGCCGCCAUUGCCCAGUUUGAUAUCCCUCUUAUCCUCUUCUCCGCCCUUGACGCCAUUCUCGACCCGGCUCGGCGCCUUGGUCAUCUCUUCGUCCUCGUCCUCGUCCUCUCCCUGAUUCACCUCCUCAUCGU